UGGGGUCGUCGCGGCUGCCUGCUUCUCCGGCGUGUGCGCCAUCGUGGUUUCCCGGGGCAACCGACUGCGGAGACGUCAGCGGCUCCCCGAGCCCCCGAAGGUUUCUCUGCCACGCGGCAGAGAGCGAGAGAUGUGCCGGGCGCGCAGCGAGCGCCGAAGCAAUCCCGCGCCUCUGCGGCAAGCGGAGGCUGCGCCACCCAAGGAGCGUCCCCGGGCAACGAUCCCAAAGGCCGGCGCCUCCAGCUGCCUUUGGCGCCGGUGGCCAGACCAGACGCGCGGGUGAGGAGCAGAGGGCAGAGUCCCCAGAUGGAGCUUUGCGCCCGGGGCUCUCCAAGUGCGCCUUAAGUCACCCCCGGGACCUCGGGCCGGCCGGAGCGCGCCUCUCCCGCUCCACGGAGCCGCCGGUCUCCCUCUCGGGGCCGGGAAGGCGCCUGGCCAUGGAGGGAUCCGCGCUGCUGCUCCUGAUCAACGGCUCGGCGCCGGGGCGCAACGAGAGCGGCGGCGGCCAGGUGCCUGUGCCGGAGGCCCCGUCGGAGGCGGACGCGGCGUGGGGCUGGUCCGGGGCGUCGCUGGCGUCGCAGGCGCUGCUGCUGCUGCUGAUCUUCGCGCUGUCGGCGCUGGGCAACGGCGCCGUGGUGGUGGUGAUCGCGCGGCACCGGCCUCUGCGCACGGUCACCAACGCCUUCGUGCUGUCGCUGUCGCUGUCGGAGCUGCUGGGCGCCGCGCUGUGCCUGCCGCCCGCCUUGGCCAGCCUGCUCAGCGGGCGCCCCCACGGGGCUUGGCUCUUCGGGCCGCGCCUCUGCCUGGCCAGCGCCGCCGCGCACGCCGGCCUGGGCAUCGCCGCCACGCUCACCAUGGCGCUGCUCUCCUUCGACCGCUACUGCGCCAUCGUGCGCCAGCCCAGGCGCAAAAUGGGCCGUCGGAGGGCCGCGCAGCUGCUGGCCGCCGUCUGGCUGGCCGCGCUGGGCUUCUCGGGGCCCUGGUACCUGCUGGGCCGGAGGGAAGACGAGGAAGAGGAGGAGGAAGCGGGGCCGGAGGCCUACCACUGCAUGUAUGCCCUGCCCUGGGGGUCCUCGCGCCUGGGUCCCCCCUACGGCGCCGCACUGAUCGUCCUGUGCUACCUGCUGCCCUUCGCCCUCAUGUGCUUCUGCCACUACAACAUCUGCCGGGCAGUUCGGCGCUCGGAGAGCAGGGUGCGCCCCCUCACCACCUACGGGCACCUGCUGCGCUACUACGGGGAGAUGCGGACAGCCACCACGGUCCUCAUCAUGAUCGUCUCCAUCAUCUGCUGCUGGGGCCCCUACUGCGUCCUGGGCCUGGCCGCCGCCACGGGCCACGUCUCCUUCUCGCCCGCUGUGGACACUGUGGCCUGCUGGAUGGCCUGGGCCAACGGAGCCAUCAACCCCCUCAUCUACGCCGCCCGGAACCCCAACAUCGCCAUGCUGCUUGGGCGCAACCGGGAAGGGGGGUACAGGACAAGGGGCAAUGUGGCUGCGGUGGCGCUGGCUGCCACCCAAGGCCGCCGCCUGGAGGGCAAGAGCCGGGCGGAGCAUUACGCCAGCCAUGGGAGCGGAGGCACCGUGGGGAGCACCCUCACCUCCUCCAGCCCGGCCAGCGGAGGGGAAUUGGGGGUGUGGGCCUGCCGGAACCCGGCGCUGCUCUUCUGCCGGGAUGGGUGGCCAGACACUGCUUCCGAAGGCGGCUUGCAGCAAGGAAAAACGGGCGCUGCCGAUACCAGCCUGUGAAACAUUGUCAGGGGUGGACCACAGCUGGCCUAAUGGCAAGGCUGAGAAAGCCAAGGCUCAGAAGCCUCUUCAUCACAUCUGGAACAUCGUUACAGAGACUGGAAGGAUGUGCUGUGAAUCAAAGGCGCCACUGUGAAUCCUGUGUCUUUUUUUUGAAACCCAGGACUUUCCCAAUCAGUCUCUGGGCUCGUCCACUCUUUCUCUUGCCCUGUGCCUAGAAAACAUGGGUCUGAGCAGAUUUCUAGGCAUGGGCCUGGGCAAACAUCAAUCUGGAGAAAGCCCAAAUUGCCAUUUGCUCCGACUUCGCUCUAAAGAGCAUUUUCCCCCCUGGAAGCAGGUGGGAGAAGCAGCAGGAUGGGAGGGAGUCCAGACAAGCCCAACUAUUCCCUUGGCUGAUCUGUAAAAUCGCUGCAGCUGUUUUAAGAAAGGGGAUGUGGGUGCUGCUUCUUUCUGUGUCCUUGGGACAUGGGAAUUAAAAGGUGUGUAAGAAACUGGCUGAGCCUCAUCAGGAGCCCAGCACUGAGCUGAAGGGACAGAAAGUGAGCAGAGUUUGCUUGAGGGCAGAGGUGAGGAACUGAGGGCCACAUGCGACUCUCCUGGCCCUCCGCUCAGGAAGCUAUGCCCCUCGCUGACCUUGCUGUGACACCUCAUCAAGUCCUUCUCCCUGGGUGAGGCAGGUCCUUGAUGAGUGUUAAGGUGUUUAGGGAAGUUUUAAAUGUUUCAUGUUUUAUUCUGUUUAAUAUUCUGUUGGAAGUCCCCCAGAGUGGCAGGGGAAACCCAG
Podarcis muralis (Common wall lizard) is the source of this 2526-nucleotide messenger RNA. RefSeq names its product G protein-coupled receptor 135 (gene GPR135). Gene Ontology annotation, molecular function: G protein-coupled receptor activity. NCBI's taxonomy places the organism in Eukaryota, Metazoa, Chordata, Lepidosauria, Squamata, Lacertidae. Gene Ontology annotation, biological process: G protein-coupled receptor signaling pathway. Gene Ontology annotation, cellular component: membrane. The record is from RefSeq and is a predicted model, not a curated record.